Peromyscus eremicus (cactus mouse) is the source of this 1518-nucleotide messenger RNA. It is a transcript of the gene Cxcr5, whose product is annotated as C-X-C motif chemokine receptor 5. Bases 1 to 1518 code for a protein of 505 amino acids. Gene Ontology annotation, molecular function: C-X-C chemokine receptor activity. Gene Ontology annotation, cellular component: membrane. The record is from RefSeq and is a predicted model, not a curated record. The transcript is spliced from 5 exons. NCBI's taxonomy places the organism in Eukaryota, Metazoa, Chordata, Mammalia, Rodentia, Cricetidae. Gene Ontology annotation, biological process: lymph node development; chemotaxis; immune response.
AUGAUCAAGGUGCUGAUAGGGCAGGUGGGCCGCCUCACCAGGUCCCGAAAUGCGGUCACCUCGUCCCUCCUGCCCUACUCUGGGCCACCCAAGGCCCAAGCCUCUGACCACCCUGUCGCUGACCACAGCUCCUAUCACAAACUUCGUGUAAGCAGUGGGAACCCUAUCUAUGACAACUACGCUCUCAGUCACAGGAACGGGACACAUGACCUAGCAGCAGAGAUUAACCUGCAGUCAGAGCAGACGCCGAAGCCAUGCAGUGUCAACACACUUGUAACCUCAGCGUGUGGGAAGCUGAAGCGGGAGGAAUUCUAUGCGUCUGAGGCAGAAGUGCACCAGCACAGAGCUUCUCAGCACCAGACAGGGACCAGUCUGGUGACACAGACAGCAGCUAUGAACUACCCACUAACCCUGGACAUGGAUCUCAUCACCUAUAACCUGGACGACCUGUACAAGGAAUUUGCCAUCUACAAUAACAGCACUGAGAUCCCCCUACAGGAAAGUCGCUUCUGCUCCACAGUGGAGGGACCCCUGCUGACCUCCUUCAAGGCCAUCUUCAUGCCUGUGGCCUACAGCCUCAUCUUCCUCCUGGGGAUGAUGGGGAACAUCCUCGUGCUUGUAAUCCUGGAGCGGCACCGGCAUACUCGGAGCUCAACAGAGACCUUCCUGUUCCACCUGGCGCUGGCCGACCUCCUCCUCGUCUUCAUCCUGCCUUUCGCAGUGGCCGAGGGCUCUGUGGGCUGGGUCCUAGGGACCUUCCUCUGCAAAACUGUGAUCGCCCUGCACAAGAUCAAUUUCUACUGCAGCAGCCUGCUGUUGGCCUGCAUAGCUGUAGACCGUUACCUGGCCAUUGUCCAUGCUGUCCAUGCCUACCGCCGCCGCCGCCUCCUCUCCAUCCACAUCACCUGCGCAACCAUUUGGCUGGCUGGCUUCCUGUUUGCCUUGCCAGAAGUCCUCUUUGCCAAGGUUGGCCAGCCUCAUAACAAUGACUCCCUGCCACAGUGCAGCUUCUCUCAGGAGAACGAAGCUGAAACCAGAGCCUGGUUCACUUCCCGUUUCCUCUACCAUAUUGGGGGCUUCCUGCUACCAAUGCUGGUGAUGAGCUGGUGUUAUGUGGGAGUGGUACACAGGCUAUGCCAGGCCCAGAGGCGCCCUCAGCGACAGAAAGCAGUCAGGGUGGCCAUCUUAGUGACAAGUAUUUUCUUUCUUUGCUGGUCACCCUACCACGUUGUCAUUUUCCUGGACACACUGGAAAGGUUGAAGGCUGUGAACAGUAGCUGUGAACUGAACGGGUAUCUCUCUGUGGCCAUCACCGUGUGUGAGUUCCUCGGCCUGGCUCACUGCUGUCUCAAUCCCAUGCUCUACACCUUCGCUGGCGUGAAGUUCCGCAGUGACCUGUCUCGGCUUCUGACGAAGCUGGGCUGUGCUGGCCCAGCUUCCCUUUGCCAACUUUUCCCCAGCUGGCGCAAGAGCAGUCUUUCUGAGUCAGAGAAUGCCACCUCUCUUACCACCUUCUAG